AUGUCCAACCAAGACGCUCAUCCAAACAAAUACAGCGAAUUGCGAAGUAACUACAAAUACUAUAUCGAUAUAUUCAAUACGUUAUAUCAGUUGAAAACAGAAAAAGAAGAAGAAUUAAACACGAUUUACAAAAUGAUCAAAACAGAAUUGAUCGAUUCAAAUAAAUAUCCUCCCCAAAAUAUGAUACAAACCAUUUUAAAUCUUGUUCCUUAUAAUAAUCACUAUGCGAAGUCAUAUUUAUUUCUUGCUAAACUCUUAUCAGAUGAAUAUCAUGUCAAAGAGGUCAACAACGUCAUAACUAUUUCAAACUUCCUAUUUUAUAAAGAAUAUGGAAUUAUAUUAGACAAAUCUUCGGAUUUCGGAAAAUAUGAUUUUAAAAAUCUCGAUAUUUAUACAGAGAAUACAAUAUACAGAGUAAUUAUGAAUAAUGACAAAGAAAGAUUCAUCAUAUUCACGGAAAGAGAUGAAUUUGAUGAAAAUCAAAAGCUUGAAAGCAGAUUAUAUCCAUAUUCUAAUAAAGGAUAUUCAUUACUUGAAUUAUGUUGUUACCAUGGAGCUGUUAAUUGUUUCAAGUUAUUAAGAACGAAAUUUAAAUCCGAAAUAACUGAAACAUGUUUAGAACUUUCAUUUUUAGGAAGAAAUCCAGAGAUCAUGAGUGAAUGUUUGAAAUACCAAAAACCAAAUGAAGCAUGCAUGAUAUAUGCAAUUAUUUCACAUAACAUUGAUUUUGUUACAUUCUUGAUGAAUGAAUACAAUAUUGAAAUUGAUCUAUUUGAUUGUGGAGCAUUUCAUAAUCUUGAAUCAUUUUUAGUUCAUUUCGAUCAAACCAAUGAUAUAAACAAAUGCUUUGUUUAUACACCUAUAUUUAAUAUACCAUCCCUUUUCGAAUACUUCCUUUCACACGGCGUAAACAUCAAUGAAAAAAACAAAAAUGGAGAAACAGCCCUCCAUAAUGCAGCUCGGAGUAAUAGUAAAGAAGCUGCCGAAGUUCUCAUUUCACAUGGUGCGAAUAUCAAUGAAAAAAAUAAAUAUGGAGAAACAGCCCUUCAUAAUGCAGCUCGGAGUAAUAGUAAAGAAGCUGCCGAAGUUCUCAUUUCACAUGGUGCGAAUAUCAAUGAAAAAAAUAAAUAUGGAGAAACAGCCCUUCAUAAUGCAGCUCGGAGUAAUAGUAAAGAAGCUGCCGAAGUUCUCAUUUCACAUGGUGCGAAUAUCAAUGAAAAAAAUAAAUAUGGAGAAACAGCCCUUCAUAAUGCAGCAUGGUAUAAUAGUAAAGAAGCUGCCGAAGUUCUCAUUUCACAUGGUGCGAAUAUCAAUGAAAAAACCAAAAAUGGAGAAACAGCCCUUCAUAAUGCAGCAUGGUAUAAUAGUAAAGAAGCUGCCGAAGUUCUCAUUUCACAUGGUGCGAAUAUCAAUGAAAAAAAUAAAUAUGGAGAAACAGCCCUUCAUAAUGCAGCAUGGUAUAAUAGUAAAGAAGCUGCCGAAGUUCUCAUUUCACAUGGUGCGAAUAUCAAUGAAAAAACCAAAAAUGGAGAAACAGCCCUUCAUAAUGCAGCUCGGAGUAAUAGUAAAGAAGCUGCCGAAGUUCUCAUUUCACAUGGUGCGAAUAUCAAUGAAAAAACCAAAAAUGGAGAAACCGCACUUCAUAUUGCAGCUAAUAAAAACAAUACAGAAAUUGCUGAAGUUCUCAUUUCACAUGGUGCGAAUAUCAAUGAAAAAACCAAAAAUGGAGAAACCGCACUUCAUAUUGCAGCUAAUAAAAACAAUACAGAAAUUGCUGAAGUUCUCAUUUCACAUGGUGCGAAUAUCAAUGAAAAAACCAAAAAUGGAGAAACCGCACUUCAUAUUGCAGCUAAUAAAAACAAUACAGAAAUUGCUGAAGUUCUCAUUUCACAUGGUGCGAAUAUCAAUGAAAAAACCAAAAAUGGAGAAACCGCACUUCAUAUUGCAGCUAAUAAAAACAAUACAGAAAUUGCUGAAGUUCUCAUUUCACAUGGUGCGAAUAUCAAUGAAAAAACCAAAAAUGGAGAAACCGCACUUCAUAUUGCAGCUAAUAAAAACAAUACAGAAAUUGCUGAAGUUCUCAUUUCACAUGGUGCGAAUAUCAAUGAAAAAACCAAAAAUGGAGAAACCGCACUUCAUAUUGCAGCUAAUAAAAACAAUACAGAAAUUGCUGAAGUUCUCAUUUCACAUGGUGCGAAUAUCAAUGAAAAAACCAAAAAUGGAAAAACCGCACUUCAUAUUGCAGCUAAUAAAAACAAUACAGAAAUUGCUGAAGUUCUCAUUUCACAUGGUGCAAAUAAUGUUCUUACAUAA
Molecule: messenger RNA, 2313 nt
Organism: Trichomonas vaginalis G3
Lineage: Eukaryota; Parabasalia; Trichomonadida; Trichomonadidae
Product: Ankyrin repeat family
Exons: 1
Coding region: 1-2313 (770 amino acids)
Molecular function (GO): protein binding
Source: RefSeq, a predicted model, not a curated record